Seriola dumerili (greater amberjack) is the source of this 2432-nucleotide messenger RNA. It is a transcript of the gene nrg3b, whose product is annotated as pro-neuregulin-3, membrane-bound isoform-like. The record is from RefSeq and is a predicted model, not a curated record. NCBI's taxonomy places the organism in Eukaryota, Metazoa, Chordata, Actinopteri, Carangiformes, Carangidae. Gene Ontology annotation, biological process: animal organ development; intracellular signal transduction; nervous system development. Bases 1 to 2358 code for a protein of 785 amino acids. The transcript has 9 exons. Gene Ontology annotation, molecular function: chemorepellent activity.
AUGAGUGAGCGCUCUGGUGCGAGCACUCUAGCAGCGAUGACGCUGGAGGAGCCAGGGGCUGAACAGGCAUCUCCCCGAGCCCCGGGCCCUCUUCGUUGUGGCCCUUGUGCUGUGUGGCCUCGCCAGCAGACCUGGCUGUGUGCCGUGCCCCUGGUAAUGGGCUUUGUGGGACUGGGACUCAGUCUCAUGCUGCUGAAAUGGAUUGUGGUGGGAUCUGUCCAAGACUAUAUCCCCACUGAUCUGGUGGAUCCUAAAGGUAGCAUUGGACAGGACCCUAUAUUUCUCUCCAAACCCAGUGCCAUGCCCAAGGGGCCCGACAUUUCCACCGCCACCACUACUUCAGCUGCCUCUACCACAGCAAUGGUGUCUACUACCACGCCGCUAGCUGCGGAUGGUACUGCCCCAGCACCAAGAACUCGAUCAGGGCCGUCAGCAAACCACUCAGCCAAUGGCAGCACUGUCAAUGGAGAUGGCAACCGUGCCCCACACCUUCACAAUCGUGUUAGCAGCCGCACUAGUGGUACUGUGGUUACCACCUCCACCACUCGCGCCACCCGACUCACCCCACCACUCAGCGGUAAGGAGGUCACCCCUCGCAGCACAGUUAGAAAAGGAGGCAGUGCUGGAAAUGGACAAAACGGAGCUGCCAACCCAAAGCCAGGACAGACUUCUGCUACCAUCACCACCACAGCAUCCACUUCAACUACCGCUACUGUAAAGAACACCGCCAAGGUGCAGCCGACCACCUCUCAGCCGGCAGCUCCGGUCAAACCCACGUCACGCUGGAAUCACGGGCGCCCAGGCAAGGGCCCCGCCACACGCCCACACCACCGCUUCCGAACACCAGUGGCCCCCACACUUCCAAGUCUACGUUCAGAGGUCUUCAAGCCAUGUGUGGAAGACAAGGAUCUGGCCUUCUGUCUAAAUGAGGGAGAGUGCUCCAUCAUCGAAACCGUGGCUGGGGUUCACAGACACUGCGUGUGUAAGGAGGGCUACCAUGGACUGCGCUGUGACCAGUUUGUACCCAAGACAGAUGCUAUCUUGUCAGACCCAACGGAUGAACUUGGGAUCGAGUUCAUGGAGAGCGGCGACACCUACCAGAGGCAGGUGCUGUCCAUCUUCAGCAUUGCCUCGGGGAUCUGUCUCCUUGGAGUGGCAUGUAUGGCUCUCUACCGCCGCAACAAGAGACACAGGGAAAAACUCCAGGCUCAUUUCUCUGACAGUCGCAGCCUGAGGGACUGCAGUGUCAAUGCCUCUGGCCUCAUGUCCAAAUCUGCUCCCAGGCUUCAAUACAGCCUUCAAAUCCAGAAGAGCUGCAGUUCUCAUGGAUCGUCUAUCAAGGGCGUCAGCGUGGCAGCAGGCACAUCAACGGUAGCCCCACCUAUUCUCAGCAGAGCGCUGUCUAAAGGGAAACGCUUCAGAAGUAGUUCCCUCUCGCUUAGUCCAGCCCAACAACGCAGGGAGACUAAUUACUUCAGGACCCCGCCCAUUCCCAGAGGGAAACACAAAUCGACAAAUCUCAUCGAUGGAUCCAGAGUGGCCGGGCCUGUCUACAAACAUUUGCAGGAGGAUGAGUCAACAGACAUGGAGUCCGUAAGAAGGUGUGAUUCUGCCAGUGGACGGGUCAGCGCCCUCCUCAGCAGGACCUCGCUCUCUCACUUCGCAGCCAGAAAAGGAUGGACCGAGGUCCCCUGCACCCGUCUGGAUAAGGGAACAACCUUCCUUCCACCCUCCCUGCGCACCCGUUCUGUGCCCAUCAUCCCCUCGCUCCAAGCGAGUGACCUCGAAGCGCCGCAUGUGGACACGAGUGAGCGGAACCAAGGGGGGCUCCUCAAGUGGCACCCUGCGCUGGCUGGAAAGGCAAUGGUGCCCAUUAGCAAUUCUCCCUCUCCCCCAUGCGAGACUGUAGUGCUGGCGCCUGGUGUUAUGCCCAGCAGUGUUAGCCCUCCCUCUGCCACCACUACUGCUCCUCUGGGGUUGGAGAAGAAUCCCUGCUCCGCACAAACACCCUGCUCCAUUGAAAUUACAGUGGAGCUUGCGCAGGAAUUAAAACAGAAAAGCCUUUCCAGCUCCAUGAAAAUGUCUGGGUCUCACAGCGAGAUCCACCGCGGUGGCACAAACACUCUCGAGGCUGGGACUGUGCAGGAGUCGGAACGGAAAAGCGUCCAAUACUCAGCCAGAGUUCAGCACACAGGCAGUGGGACCAGAGGUUUGAAGGCAGCAGGCCAAAGAGAAGCCCAGGGACAGUGCCAAGGUCAGACAUCCCUUGUGUACGGAGGUGCAAACUGCUCCUUGGCCACCAAAGGACCCAGCUGCAGAGGAACUGGAAACGCUCAUGCCAAGCCCUCUACAAGCUGAUUGGAUUAACUCUGUAAAGCUUCAAAGACACCGUUCCCAAUAACUGUAUACCUUUGCUAGCGGCACAGGAUGGU